Molecule: messenger RNA, 264 nt
Organism: Penicillium crustosum
Lineage: Eukaryota; Fungi; Ascomycota; Eurotiomycetes; Eurotiales; Aspergillaceae
Exons: 2
Coding region: 1-264 (87 amino acids)
Source: RefSeq, a predicted model, not a curated record
AUGACUGCGAUAUUCAUACUUCAAUCAUUCGAGGCUAUUGUUUUCGAAGUCCUGGCCGACCAAUGUGGACGGAGGUGGCCGGUGGUCAUUAAUAUGUUUCUGGUCGUUGUUCUUGGUCUUCAAUCUGGGUUCUGCUCGAACAUACCCAAGUGUCUGGGUGUACGGGCUUGUGUGGAAUCGCCAGGGUCUGUUCGAAUCAGCAGCCCCGGCAGCCUCGAGGACCUACUGUAUGAUGUGCACAGAUUGCUCUCCGAUUUUUUAUAA